Molecule: messenger RNA, 672 nt
Organism: Bursaphelenchus okinawaensis
Lineage: Eukaryota; Metazoa; Nematoda; Chromadorea; Rhabditida; Aphelenchoididae
Source: the annotation of a GenBank genome assembly
AUGGCCGAAUAUUCCCUAACUAGAUCUAGAUCCUCUGCUGUUCUCCGCUCCGUGUCAUUACCUCCAUCGUCAAGCCCGGUACAGUAAAGUAACCCCCAUAUAUAGUAAGUUUAGCUGACUCGUACCUACUCGUCGCCUUCACUUACCUUACAAAAGCCAUAUCACAUCGUCUACUACACCUUCACCAACCCUUCACACACAUACUCCAAGAAUUACACUACAGUAAGUACAGUAACCAAAAAGUAAUGUAAAAUAUCAAUUAUGAACCCAACUGGUACCAUAUUACAGGAGCUAGACUACUGGUACGACCGGUACCGUUUCUCUCAGCCAUAUGUCAGCAGUUACUACCCAAGGCGAUACUUCAACAGUGACUAUGUGUUACCACGGUCACAUUUCCACAACCCAGUCUACUCUUGGAGACACAUGAGGUAUCUCCACGACUACGGUACUCCAUUCUACCUGAGCCACUUCAACGACUCAGCUCACAAACCUUACAUACGACAGAGCUUCUACUCUCCGUACAGGUCACGGCUAUACGAUGGUAGGUUACCUUAUAGUACACUCGUUACAACCCGCUUUUACAGUAAAAUAAGAAGUAGAAAUGGCAACAUAUAUUAAUAAUAUAGUCUACCAAUAUUAUUAUUUUCAGCAGCCUACUUUGGAAUAAGAUAG